GAAAAAAAAAAGGACGAAACGAAAAUACUUCCUCGCGCGCUUUUUUUUGGUGGGUGUUAAGACCACUUGCAGGAACGUGCCUCGAUUAGAGAUGUGGUGUCUUGCAUCGUCUGCUGCGAUUGUUCGUCGUCGUCGUCUAAGGUUCAAGAUUGCUUGAUCCUCCUUGUGGUCAAAUAGUUCAGUGCUAUCCAUGACUUUGUUCUGUUCCUACUAUCAUUGCGGACUUUGGAUGUAAACUAUUUUGAACCAGAUUUAUAAAACUUACAGAGUACAUUAAGUUGUCUCCCUUACACAACUGGCUAAGGAGUACAGGGACUCUUUCACCGAGUGUACAAGUGAUCUAACUAACAGUUCAAUGUAACAAUGAGAAGAACCAUCCAGUUCUGUGUUAUUCUAUUUAUUAUUGGCUUAACCACAGAAUACCAAAAUUCAGACUCAGACACAACUGUCUGUGAUCACGAGCGCCAGUCUGAAGACAGGGGCUCCAGGAAGUGUAGCAAGAGAUGUAACUCUGACCUAGACUGCAACAGUUCCAGGAAGAAGUGUAUGUGUGACGGAAAGUGUGGCAAGAGUUGCGUCAAUCCAAACCUGAGAUGCUACCCGAUACCAACCAAUAUUCCCAAUGGUCGUGUUGACAUCAAACCAUACAACAAGUUUGAGGCUAUUGCCACGUAUACUUGCAACGAAGGCUACGUCAUAGUUGGGCUGCCUGCACGUGUGUGUCAAGGUGACGAGACUUGGAUGGGAGAGGAGCCGAGAUGUGAGCUCAAAACUGAUCCCUCGGACGGCAAUCAGGAAUGUAGGACACCUCCGUCAGUCCAUCAUGCCACGCACAACGGGCCUCCUGGUCAGACUCGGUUCAAACUGGGCGCCAACAUCCAGUAUACCUGCCUACCAGGUUUCACUCAGCUCAAAGACAGUGUCGAGCGGGCGUGGUGUGUGGGCGCCGGGGUGUGGGUAGGACCAAACAUCACAUGUACCACUUCGGGAUGCGCUACCCCAUCUGAGAUAGACAACGGCUACUUUGAUCUGCUGGGCCCCAGUACCGUGGGCAGCAAGAUGAGGUACCAUUGCAACAAGGGCUACUUCCUGGUGGGCAACGCUGAAAGAACUUGCCUCAGGGACGGUACGUGGGAUGGUAGAUCUCCCAGCUGUGAACAAGUGGUGUGUGGACCUCCCCCACACGUGGAGCACGCAGAGCACGACGCCCCAAAGGACCAGUUUCGAUUUCUAACUGGCACCCACCUGAUGUACACGUGUCAGUUUGGUUAUUACAGGGAGGGGAGUGAAAGAGCAAUCUGUAGUGGGGCCGAAGGUCAGUGGAUUGGGCCCACCAUGACAUGUAAAGCCAGAGAUUGUGGGGCACCAGGUGAGAUCAACAACGGUUAUCGUGACACGGGCUACCGCUUCACAUACCCGACCAGGGUGACCUACCACUGUAACGAAGGGUUUGAGAUGACCGGGCGACCAUACAGAGAGUGCCAGGCCAACGGGGAGUGGUCUGGAACUUUGCCAGAGUGUGUCCCCGUCCAUUGUACAGAACUGAUCCCUCCAGUUUACGGCACGAUGAUUGGCUCGUCAACGUCCUUCAACUCUGUCAUUAGGUUCGUGUGCAACAACGGGUACAAGGUGGUGGGAUCACAGGAGAGAACAUGCCAGGCGGAUAGAACAUGGAGUGGGCAGGAAUCUACUUGUGUUGAAAUCAAUUGUGGAAUACCUGGGCCUAUCUUCAAUGGCUAUCUGGAUGGUCACAGAACUACAGUCGGAGCCCUUUAUUUUUACAGAUGUAACACCAGGACGAAGUUUAGUGGAGAACAUUUUUCUACACAGUGUAUGGAGAAUGGACAGUGGUCAAACCCUCCCCCUCUGUGUUUAGGUCAAUGUCAGAUCCCUUACAUCAUGAAUGGCACUAUCACAAACGCUAGAGAAGAGAUCUGGGUGGACCCAGGCACUGUCAUUGAACCCCGCUGUCUGAAUGGCUUGGUGCUCAACGACUCCAGGCCAGUCACCUGUGUCAAUGGAACCUGGAACGUGAUACCUAGAUGUGUUCCAGCUCCUUGUGACCAGCCCCCACCACAAGUUGAGAACGGACACAGAACAUUCUUCGAUUUAUCUCACGGGAGCAAGGCCCGCUACUUUUGUAUGGCUGGCUUUAAACUAGUGGACAAUAACCGCUACAUGAGCUGUGAAUACGGGCAGUGGACUGGCAUCAAGCCAGCCUGUGAAGAGAGUUAUUGCCCCAACCCUGGCACGCUGCUUGACGGCAACAUCUACAAAGUGGGCAGCUUGGGCAAGUUUCUGUUCAAUGACUACAUAGUGACUAUCAAGCACGGAGAACGCCUGAUCUACGAAUGCAAGAGAAACUUCAAGCUUGAGGGGCCCAGAGGAGCGGCCUGUGUGAAUGGCAAGUGGAGCCCCGGUGAAAAACCCCGCUGUCUGCGCUCCCGGCACACACUUUUCAACAAAAUAUGGAAACCUUACGAGGAGAAUCCUAAAGGGAAAAUGUAUUACUGAGUGGCCUGUUGUAGCAAGCUCCUAGUGAAGUGGAUAGUCUCAAAUAAAUAGUACUUUUAUGUAUGUUUCGUAAAGUGCGGUCUUUUUUUGAGAAAGUGAAACUAAAAUUCUUGUUUUGUUCAAUUAUCAUCUCCAAUGGCACAACUGUUGUGGUUUUACUUACACAGGCCUACUAGAGUCGUGUUUUUGUUUCUUUGUCUCGUUAGAAUAAUUCUUGUGCAUUUAAAGAGAACGCAAACUUUAGUUUUUACCAGUAACUUGGGUUUUGAAGUCUUAUCUCACCCAUCUUAAGCAAAGGGGCCUACUUUUUUUUGUCUUUAAUUGAGAAGUUUACCUCUGGCCAUUGUCGAACUACAACACUAUCGUUUACGUUUUUUUUUUAUUCUUUGUAGCCAUUAAAAUGGUUUUGAGUUAAUAACUUUGGUAAUGUCUAAUUCUGCUCGCCUGCCUAUUUUAAUUGUUGUUCAAUCCUUUGGGGAUUGUAGGCCUACUUUGAAAUGUUUAUUGAUAAUUGAAUUUUUAUUAUUUUUUUUUUAAAUUUUAAUUGCGUGUCUAACGUUUUGUAGAAAUUUUUGUUUGUCCCAGUUUCUUGUUUGGAGUUACUGUUCUUGCCUUCCUAUUUGUGUUUUAAGUCAAGUCUGAGCAAGUCAUCCACACAUCACAUUUCACAUUUAUGUAUGUAUUCGCAAAGCAAAAAAAAAAUAAAUAAAAAAUCAAAGGCUUAAAUUUCAUUUUCAUAUUAGAUAUAAAAACAGAGAAGCUGGGUAAUUUUUUCUUUGAACAUUUAGCUCGAAGCAUUGCCUACAAAUAUGUGAAGUUGUUUUGUGCUAAACAUUCUCCUGGACUACAUGACGACGAACUGAAAUACAUUGAAACACAUCACGAAGAUAUACCUUAAUAUUCUAGUACCAACAGUUUUGUCUUUACAUUGAGGAUAUUUCAGGUUCUUUCUAAAGAUAGGAGGAAGUCAGUCUGUAGUGUUAGACAAACACCCUGAUCAUUUAUUUAAACCAAGAUUGUUUUGUUUGACCUAUCAGGUCCAUGAAGUGUGUGUAUGUGUGUUUGACCUAUCAGGUCCAUGAAGUGUGUGUGUAUGUGUGUUUGACUUUGUUAACUAUGAGCGUGUUCGUCUCGUCUUGUAAAUAACUCAUUUAUUUGAUUCAUUGCAUUUAUAACAAGACUGACCUUCACAUUUCUUAUUCUAGCUCAUCAAGCCGGAAAUGAUAUUACUCUAUACAUAUUUUGUGUUCAUUAUUUGAGAAGUUACUUUGAUAUUUGUCCUUGUAAUGUUCAGUUCUCUGUAACAGCCUUGUCUUCAAACUGUAACAUGUAGAGCAGGACAUGAUCAUUGGAUAGACGAUCAGGCCAGACGGUAGAGCUCUAAUUUAAACAAAUGCUUGUAGUAAUGGGGGGAGGGGGUGAGAUGAUGUCUAAAGCGACGAAAGUUUUCAAUGUAUGAAUUGAGAUGUUCAAUGGAGGAGAUGUGUGUAGAUCCUUCUGCUCAGCAACCUUUCAAUAAAUAGGGAACGAGAAGGCUACCAAUUGGAAUGGUUACUUUUAUCCAGAUCUAUCCAUACAUAAUAAUUAUAGCUUUUAUAUAGCGCUACUUUCAUGCUUAUAGCAUGUUCUCAUUUGUGGACAAGUGGGGAGAGGGGGUAUCUGGGAGAAGGCUUUCCGAGCUGCAUUUAAACUGGGAGAAGGCUUUCCGUGCUGCAUUUAAACUGGGAGAAGGCUUUCCGUGCUGCCUUUAGGCGGUUAGUAAACACAACUCUGCUCGAGUCGGUGUCGAAUCUCAAGCCCCCUUUAUUGGUAGCCGAGUUCAAGUACUUAGCCUCUCGACCAUGCUUCCACAUCCCAAGCACGUGGGACAUAAAGAUGCAUAAUGCAUUCUGUGUAAUUGAUCAACCAAUCAACACUAUGGUGUUAUAGUGCUUAAAGAUUAAUGGUACAUGUUUCUUUGAUCUUUAACUUUCGCCUUUAAACAGGCACAACUUGAUGCAGAUUCUUUGACGCUAAAAGCAUUAUUUCGCUUACACUUGCAUAUGUCUAAAUUUAUUCAAAUGAAAUAUAACAUGUAUAAUAUCUUUGAUUGAAAUAAACAGCUAGUGAAACUAACGAAAAUUGAUAAAUCAACAAUUCGGAAUACAAGAAGUUCAUUUUUGUGUAUACUGAUAAUACACUUUUUUUGUUCAUUGUCCUUGACUCCAGCCUGAUAAUUGUCCAAUGUUGUUUAUUUUUUUCCCACCAUAUUCGAUUGUUAUAUCAGGAUGAAAAUUCCGGAUGUGGCCGCUGACUAAAGGGUAGCUAUUUUUUUAAUGUCGAUGUUUCCCCUUAGUUCUCAUUGAGACAUGUGUAGAUGUGCAUUCUGAAGUGAUCAGACAAGAAACAAAGACUUCCUGUCCAAUAGACAUUAGUUUUAGACCUUUAGCUAUUGUGAACCAAUUGAUUUUAGAUUCCUUAUUUUGUUUGUACAUAUUUCAUGACACAAAUGUUGUUAGCAAGAGGUUGUGACAGAACAACAUCUUGAGUAUUCUGUGUAUUUCUAUGAUAUUAAACUUGGUGUUUUAGU
Messenger RNA from Biomphalaria glabrata, 5083 nucleotides. Its product is annotated as protein lev-9-like. The coding region runs from base 364 to 2514 and encodes 716 amino acids. The transcript is spliced from 15 exons. The record is from RefSeq and is a predicted model, not a curated record. Lineage: Eukaryota; Metazoa; Mollusca; Gastropoda; Planorbidae.